GCUGCUCCAGGAGACUGGCAGAUUGCACGCAGGUCCACUCAGCUCCAUUUGCAGCAGCCCAGGGUCAGAAGACUCAAGGGGUACUAGGAAGUCCCCAGAGACCUGAGUGACUGAAGGAUGGUACUGGUGGCCUUGCUUGGACUCAGCUGGUUCUGUUCACCCCUGGGAGCUUUGGUCCUGGAUUUCAACAACAUCAAGAGCUCUACAGAUGUGCAAGGCACUGGGAAGGGCUCACAGUGUGCCUCAGACAAGGACUGCAACGUAGGGAAGUUCUGUCUCAUGCUGCACGAUGACAAGUCAUACUGCACCACAUGCCGUAGAGUUCGAAGGAGGUGCCAGCGGAGUGCCAUGUGCUGCCCAGGAUCAGUCUGUGUGAAUGAUGUUUGCACUGCUGUGGAAGACACAAGGCCAGUAAUGGACAGAAACAAUGAUGGCCAAGAUGGCACCUAUGCAGAAGGAACCACCAAAUGGCCCACAGAGGAAAACAGAGCUCAGGGGAAGCCCAGCAUUAAGAAAUCACAAAGCAGUAAGGGACAGGAGGGAGAAAGCUGUCUGAGAACUUCCGACUGUGGCCCUGGACUUUGCUGUGCUCGCCACUUUUGGACAAAAAUUUGCAAGCCAGUACUACUAGAGGGACAAGUCUGCUCCAGGAGAGGGCAAAAAGACACUAUACAAGCCCCAGAAAUCUUCCAGCGCUGCGACUGUGGUCCUGGACUGUUGUGUCGAAGUCAGGUGACUGGUAGCCGCCAACAGACAAGGCUAAGAGUAUGCCAAAGAAUAUGAGUUGUAAACAUGGGACUCAUUGUAUUCACACAGCCAGUAACUAAUUUUAUUAAUGUUAUUUUAUUUUGUUUUUUUGAGGCAAGGCUUCACUGUGUAGCCUUGGCUCGGCUGGAACUUGCUGUCUACCUGGCUGACUUUGAGCUCAUAGAGAUCUGCCUGCCUCUGCCUUUUGGGUACUUUUCGGGGUAGAGUGAGGAGUUCUUAGACAGGGUCUCAAAGUAAGCUCUGUAGCCCAAGUUGGCCUCAAACUCACAAUCCUCUUACACCCCAGGUUUGGGAUUAUAGAUGAACACCAACCACUACACCCAACAUAUAUAAAAAGCCAAAUCUAGCAACUGAAAUACACAGUAACCUGUGUACUAUGAGAUGCUGCACUGUGAAUUACUUUUGGCUUUUUGUAUCCUGUCUAGAAUAUUGACAAGAUUCUACAAUAAAACAAUUCUGACACAGCCACUCAAAUCUAUUCAAAUAAAUCUUUUUUAAAAAUUGAGAUUGGAUAUGGGUGUACAAUGGGAUCUUUUGAUAUACUGUGAACUGCCUACCAGACAAACUAUUGGAUGUGUAUGUCCCCAGAAAUCACAAGUCAUUUCAGGUGAGGGGCUGCUAUUUCUGAGAUAAAGCACACACCUAUUCUUCUGUAUUGCAAACAGAAAAUGGGUCAAAGAAAAAAGUUACAUUGAUGAAGUCUCUUCCUCUCUCUCUCUCUCUCUCUCUCUCUCUCUCUCUCUCUCUUUCUCUGACAGGGUCUCACUAUGUAGCUCUGGUGUUCUGGAAUUCACUCUGGG
Cricetulus griseus (Chinese hamster) is the source of this 1568-nucleotide messenger RNA. The record is from RefSeq and is a predicted model, not a curated record. Lineage: Eukaryota; Metazoa; Chordata; Mammalia; Rodentia; Cricetidae.